Molecule: messenger RNA, 882 nt
Organism: Endocarpon pusillum Z07020
Lineage: Eukaryota; Fungi; Ascomycota; Eurotiomycetes; Verrucariales; Verrucariaceae
Exons: 4
Coding region: 1-882 (293 amino acids)
Biological process (GO): spliceosomal snRNP assembly
Cellular component (GO): SMN complex
Molecular function (GO): RNA binding; protein binding
Source: RefSeq, a predicted model, not a curated record
AUGCUUCGAGAUGGUAUUACCGGAGACUGGAUCGGCACUUUCAUAGGCCACAAGGGUGCUUGUUGGUCGUCAGCACUCUCCUCGGAUGCGGCAUUAGCAGCCACCGGGUCUGCAGACUUCUCUGCCAAGAUCUGGGACCCACAGACUGGCGAAUGCCUCCAUACCUUAGGCCAUCGACACAUCGUCCGUUCUGUUGCCUUUCCGCUUCAAGUCAAUCCCGGUUGCGUAGCAACUGGCGGCCGGGAGAAGAAAUUACGAAUCUUCGACCUUACCAGAGGGAGUACCACUUCAUCUCCGAGCUCGCCCAAUACUACUGGAGAAGGCACAGAAAGUAAUAUCGAAGGACACGAGCUCGCACCUGACACGCAUACUGAUACCAUUAAAUCUGUUCUUUGGAAUGCUGAUUACAACAUCAUUACCACCGCUGACGAUAAAAACCUGCGAUGGUUCGACCUGAGAUCUCAAAAACCUAUUUUCACUUUCAACACGAAAGACGAAAUCAUGUCGUGUGAACUUAAUACAUUGCACACCAUGGGAAAUGGUAAUUCUGGUGUAAUCAGUGUGGCAGCAGGCAAAUCGUGCUACUUUUUCAACGGUGGAAGACCCGGGGAAUUGCUAAAGAAAAUGGAUUUUGAUCAGGAUAUUGCUAGCGUGGCAAUCAAUCCUCGGACUCGUAAAGUGGUAACGGGCGGGAAGAAUGAAACAUGGGCUCAUGUGUGGGAUCUCGAGACAGAGGAGGAGCUCGAGGUCCAUAAAGGACAUCACGGUCCCAUCUGGUCCAUCCAGUUCUCGCCAGAUGGUAAUCUAUAUGCAACGGGAAGCGAAGACGGAACGAUAAAACUGUGGAAGGCGUGCAAAGAGCCAUAUGGGUUGUGGCGGUGA